Molecule: messenger RNA, 2375 nt
Organism: Musa acuminata AAA Group (dessert banana)
Lineage: Eukaryota; Viridiplantae; Streptophyta; Magnoliopsida; Zingiberales; Musaceae
Product: hexosyltransferase GAUT11-like
Exons: 2
Coding region: 206-1813 (535 amino acids)
Molecular function (GO): polygalacturonate 4-alpha-galacturonosyltransferase activity
Source: RefSeq, a predicted model, not a curated record
GCAUCACUUCCUCUGUGCCCGCCCGCUCUCAUCACCAGUAUCCUCCGACUUCCCUCUCUGUUGAUUCCAAGGAUCGUGGAUUGGCGAUCUGGUUUGAAUCUGUGCGCCCGUGAGAUCUGAUUCGAGGGCCGAGUUUGAUCGGCGUAAAGCGGGAGUUUAUUUUGCUCUCUUGUUCCUGUUGUUGUGUUGUUUGGAUCGCGCGGACAUGCGGCGGAGGGCGGCCGAGUUCCGGCGCCCGGCCAGAAGGCGGCUCUCCUACUGGAUCUGCUUGCUCCUCGGCGUCUUUGUCGCCGCGGGGUUCGUCCUCUUCGUCUUUCAACACCAUCAUCAAGAUCGGCUCGAGCCGCCCGUGAGGGACAAGGUUCCAGCUGAUAAGGAAAUCCCUCAUGAAACACAAAACCUUGGCCAGGAACUGUUAAAUACUACUUCCUUUGCCAGACAACUUGCUGACCAGAUGACACUAGCCAAGGCAUAUGUAAUCAUAGCCAAGGAGCAUAACAACCUUCGGCUUGCUUGGGAGCUCAGCUCGCAGGUAAGGAAUGGUCAACGGUUGCUCUCUCGAGCAGCUGUCAGAGGUAAACGAAUCACUCUAGAAGAAGCACAUCCGAUAGUCAGUCGACUAGCACAUCUUAUAUAUAAGGCCCAAGAUUCCAAUUAUGAUAUCAGCACAAUGAUAACAACACUGAAGAGCCACUCCCUUGCUCUUGAGGAGCGUGCAAAUGCAGCAACUGUGCAGAGUGCAGAGUUUGGUAAAUUAGCUGCAGAAGCCAUGCCCAAAAGUCUCCACUGUUUAAACAUAAAACUCACAGAGGAGUGGUUUAGAAAUCCAUCUUAUAGACAACUAUCAGAAGAGGGAAGGAACUUGCCUCUACUUGUUGACAAUAAUCUAUACCAUUUGUGUAUAUUCUCUGAUAAUGUACUGGCAACUUCUGUUGUCGUGAAUUCCACAGCCUCUAAUGCUGAUUAUCCACAGCAGCUUGUGUUUCAUGUGGUCACAGACAGUAUCAAUUACCAAGCUAUGACUACUUGGUUUCUCAGGAACGAAUUCAGAGGAUGUACAGUCGAAGUUCUAAGCAUCGAAGACCUAGUUUGGUUGAAUGCAUCUUUCUCUCCAAUGGUCAAAAGAAUAAUGAGUGCUGAAACCCAGGCUUCUUACUUUGCUGGUAAUUCAAAAGAUCAGAGCAGGGAAACAAAGUUGAAGGACCCUAAUUAUGCUUCUUUGUUGAAUCACUUGCGCUUCUACAUCCCACAGAUACAGCCACAGUUGGAAAAGGUGGUGUUUCUUGAUGAUGAUGUGGUGGUACAGAAGGAUUUAACCCCUUUGUUCUCAGUGGAUUUGCACGGGAAUGUUAUUGGAGCUGUGGAGACUUGUCUAGAAGCAUUCCAUAGGUUCUACAGGUAUCUCAAUUUCUCCAAUCCAAUCAUUAGCUCAAAAUUUGAUCCACAAGCAUGCGGAUGGGCUUUUGGGAUGAACGUCUUUGACCUCGUAGCAUGGAAGAAGGCAAAUGUUACUGACAAGUAUCACUACUGGCAGGAGCAGAAUGCUGACCGGAUGCUCUGGAAGACAGGGACUCUUGCUCCUGGCCUUCUGGCAUUCUAUGGGCUGAUGGAACCCCUUGAUCGAAGAUGGCACAUACUCGGAUUGGGUUAUGACUCCAGUGUCGAUGAUAGGUUGAUUGAGAGUGCGGCUGUGGUGCACUUCAAUGGGAACAUGAAGCCGUGGCAUAAAUUAGCUAUAAGCAAGUAUAAGCAUUUAUGGGAACAAUACGUCAAUUUAUCUGAUCCAAUUAUUAAAGAUUGCAUAAUGCACUGAGAUGUGGAUAAUUGCCUGUUCUCUUUUUGUGUCCUCUGUCAAAAUAUUUUUGACAUGCAUCUCACAAAAUGGUACCUUUUGAGGGAGAAGGCCAGACGGUAGGCAGCAUCACCGGGCAUCAUGUAUUUGGGGGAAUUCAACAAUUCAUUCUGGAAGAUGUAAUAAUUCCAUAUUAGAUGUUAUAUUUUGUUGGAAUUCAAAAUUUGGAAAUGAAACCAGAUAACCUUGAAAGUGAUUGUAAAACUCAGGAAAUAACAUUCAGUUUCUGCCAUUGCCUCUCCAGAUGUCUCAGGUGCCUGAAGUUCAUAUGGAGUUUUGACUGCACAAGCACUUACAUCGGACUGCAGACUUUCAGCAUGUCACUCCAAAUAUGAGAUGAAAGUUUGAGGUCAGGCAUCAGUUGUCUGAAUCAUGUUAUUCUUUUUCAGGAUUCAUUUCUUUAGACAGAUAUUGAUUUUACUAAUUAAGUAGCUCAGUUUCCAAUAUUUGGAGCUUGUAAAAUGAUGGAGGCUAUUUUUCUUUUAAAGUGUUAUAUAUAUAUAUAUGAUAAGCUUGUAAAUGA